Thecamonas trahens ATCC 50062 is the source of this 1724-nucleotide messenger RNA. RefSeq lists its product as uncharacterized. NCBI's taxonomy places the organism in Eukaryota, Apusomonadida, Apusomonadidae. The transcript is spliced from 2 exons. The coding region runs from base 22 to 1101 and encodes 359 amino acids. The record is from RefSeq and is a predicted model, not a curated record.
CUCGGAAGAUCGAGUGACAAGAUGAAUCGACUCCGUUCUGCGGCUGGCAAGACGUACAAGGGAGUUGACUCUGUCGUCUCUGCUGGAGCUAAUGAAGUUGUCGGUGUCAUGCAAGUCGGUGUCGACAAUGUGCUGGACAGGACGCUCGACUACGCUGGCAAGGUCGUUGCUGACUCCAUCAAGGACCCCGAGAUGCCCAAAUGGGUCCAGCGCGGUGUCGACGACAUGGUCGGAGAGAUCUGGCCCGACGUCAAGGAAGAGUCCAAGUCCAAGGUCCUGUCGGGCGUCCACAAGAAGGUGCCUGUGGUGGAGGGCUCGCCGCCGUCGUGGUGCCCGAACCCGUACCGCCCGAUCCGAGCCUUCUUCCUCUACCACAUGUUCCCGUCGGACAAGACCAUGUGGGGCUCGUUCAAGGACCCGAUCUGGUGGUUCUUCUCGCUCUUGGCGCUGGUCCCGGUCUUUGGCAUUUCGCAGAUCCUGUACAUUAUUGUCUUCCUCGUCAUCGAUUGGGGUGACGAGUACCAGCUCGUCCACUUUAUCCUCUCGUUCAAGGGCCUACAGUUUGUGACGACCGGCUUCCUCCCUGCGCUCAUCUCCGCUGUCCAGUUCUACGUCUGCACCGCACACACCGGGCGGUGCGACCGCGACGGCCCUGGUGAGCCGCUCUGGACGUACGGCCUCUUCCUCGGCCAGAUCCUCAUUGUGUGGCUCGCCUUUGUCCUCCUUCCGUACUCGGUCAAGAAGGGCGCCCGCUCGCUCAUUGUCCGCGGUCGGGCCAUGCGCAAGUUUGACUACGAUGACGACGGCGUGCUCUCACCUGAUGAGGCCCGUGCCUACCUCCGACGCCGCGACACGCAAAGGCCAAGGCCAAGGCCAAGGCCAAGGCCGCCAAGCGCAAGGCCAAGAACUCGGACUCGAGCGACGGCGACGAGUCGUUUGACGAGCACGCCAUCGGCUCGCCGGGCUCGCCCUGCUGCUGCUGCACCUGGUACGCGGGCCGCGGUGGCCGGCUCCGUGCCUUUCUCUACUACGACAUGGUUGUCCUCCUCAUCGCUCUCAUCCUGGUCGCCAUCCCGCUCUACUUUGGUCCGACGCCGGUGACCGACGCGGAUGCCGAUGGCGACGGCGGCAAGGACGGCCCGGUGGAGGACACGUGGAAGUUCCGCGCCUCGAUCCACUUUGUCAAGGUCUUUUACGGUGUCUUCUCGCUCCCCUUUGUCUUUUUCAACCUCCCGUUUAUGGGCAAGUUCCUUACCCACGCCCAGCCGACGGCGUAUAACCGCCACGGUACCACUGUGCCGUACGUCAAGCCCAAGAAGAUCGCCGACUCGGAGGACAACUCGUCGUACUCGGACGACGCCCGAACCCGGGCACCGCCGCUCACGUCGAAAUGGCCCGCCUCCGCGCCAUCUCACGCCGCUUCCGCGGCUCGUCCAACUCGGAGUCGAUCGACGUCGACGCAAAGGCUGAAGAGCUUGCCCGCAAGGAGAAGGCUGCUGCCAAGGCCAAGGCCAAAGCCAAGGCUGCUGCCGCUUCCGCCUCCUCCCGCCGCUCCAAGUUCAAGACGCGGUUCUUUGGUUCGUCCGACGACGAGGACUCGGACGAUGACUACACCUAUGACGUCGUCUCUUCGUCUGAUGACAACCGCGACGCAUCCGACGACGAGGCGUACUCCUCGUAGACUUCACCAUGCCUCCUCUUACUAAACCAUCUCAUCACUCUCA